AUGGCUCUCGACUACGGCGACACCGCCAACCUCAUCCCCACCAGCCUGCCAGACAAGGUCCGCGCCUGGCUCGCCGAAGACACCCCCUCGUUCGACUACGGCGGCUUUGUCGUGGGCGAGGACGUCCGCACGGCCACCCUCUACCAAAAGGCGCCGGGCGUGGUUGCCGGGGUCCCCUUCGUGAACGAGAUCUUCGCCCAGUGCGGCUGCACCGUCGAGUGGUUCGUCAAGGACGGCGACUUUCUCGACCCCACCACCAGCCCCGGCGGCAAGAUCAAGGCGGCCACGGUCCGGGGCCCGACCAGGAAACUGCUCCUGGGCGAGCGCGUGGCGCUGAACACGCUCGCGCGCUGCUCCGGCGUGGCCACCGCCAGCCACAAACUGCUCAAGCUGGUCCGGGCCGCCGGCUACACGGGCAUCGUGGCGGGCACGCGCAAGACCACGCCCGGGUUCCGCCUGGUCGAGAAGUACGGCAUGCUGGUGGGCGGCGUCGACCAGCACCGCAUGGACCUGAGCAGCAUGAUCAUGCUGAAGGACAACCACAUCUGGUCCCGCGGGAGCAUCACCGACGCCGUGCGCUCCGCCAAGGCGGUCGGGGGAUACGCCCUCAAGGUCGAGGUCGAAGUCGACAGCGAAGAGGGUGCCGACGAGGCCAUUGCCGCCGGCGCCGACGUCAUCAUGCUGGACAACUACGACGGCCCGGGCCUGCGCGUGGCCGCCAGAAACCUCCGCCAGAGAUGGGCCGGGAAGAAGUCGUUCCUCCUCGAGUGCAGUGGAGGGCUCACGCCCACGAACGUGAGGGAAUACGUGAACAACGACAUUGACGUGAUAUCCACAUCCGCGCUGCAUCAGGGGUGUCCCCACGUCGACUUCUCCCUCAAGAUCGACCACUAG
This is a messenger RNA of Fonsecaea erecta, 894 nucleotides long. Its product is annotated as nicotinate-nucleotide diphosphorylase (carboxylating). Gene Ontology annotation, biological process: quinolinate catabolic process; NAD+ biosynthetic process. Bases 1 to 894 code for a protein of 297 amino acids. Gene Ontology annotation, cellular component: cytoplasm. The transcript has 2 exons. The record is from RefSeq and is a predicted model, not a curated record. Gene Ontology annotation, molecular function: nicotinate-nucleotide diphosphorylase (carboxylating) activity. NCBI's taxonomy places the organism in Eukaryota, Fungi, Ascomycota, Eurotiomycetes, Chaetothyriales, Herpotrichiellaceae.